AUUUUUUGAUUGUGACACAAUAUAUGAAUGAAGUCACCGAACUGAUUGUGACUGUCUGUUUGUUGGGUUAAUGUCGAUAUAUCUUCAUUCCCAUAGUAACAAUUAGUUGUAAAGCAUGUUGUCUCAACAAACAGGACGAAAAUAGAAUGAAGAAAAGAAUGGAUCCAACUUGAUUGACAAAUGGAUGGUGCCAUGCUGAGUUCAUUUCGUCUAGGCCAUCGAUGAGGUGUUUGAUGAGGAAAGAAACCUGUUAAUUUACUAUCAGGAUAACAAGGAUUUAGCUUAGGAUCUUACAAAAAAUAAAAUAAAAAAGAUGUCUGCAGCUGCCACACUGAGGAGCAGGGAACAGCCCCCUCAGCCACCUAUGUAUUCUGCCCCAGGGACAGGAUCUGUCCAGCUUGCUGGUGAGACGACAUAUCACGGUAAUGUUGGUAACGAUAUGGGUAUUGCAACUAUGGGUUACCGGUCACAAAAAUACACACCUCCAGAGUGGCAUGAGUCUAACUAUGCCAAGUAUUACCAAAGUUUUGUUGAUAGAGACAGUUCAGAGAGAUCCCGCCAUGAAGCUAAACGCACCAUUAAUGAAACAGAAGCACAAACGAACAAAACACAAUCGGAUGUCACCGAUGAAUUACAGAAACGACUUCAAGAUAUCAACUUUUGGAAGUUUGAAUUAAAUCGUGAAAUUGAUGACACCAUAGAAGAAACAGAUAUUCUAUUAGAUCAAAAGAAAAGGCUUGAGAAUGCACUUAGAGCCACAGAGAUACCACUUCAUAUAGCAACUGACAACUUGAACUGUCGCCAGAGGAGACAGGGAGUCGAUUUAGUCCAGGAUGAACCAGAAUUAUCCCUAUUGAAGGAGGUAGAAAUUAUCAACAAUGUACAGGAUCUGCUGAGAAAGACGAUAGAACAAGCAGACAAACAAGUCAAGCGUAAUCGUGAUGCAAAGCAAGACUUGGAGAUGGACUGGAGUGACAAAGUUGAAGCUGAAGAGAUCGACUCAAAAUGUGGAGUUCUCCGCAAUUUCCACACCAAUAAGCAAUUCCAUGCUGGAGCUGCUAAGUUUGAGGAAAUCCAAUCUACGCCAGAGUCAUGGGCCCAGUUCUCUCAUGAUAACAUCGCUAGAGCAGAACACGAGAGGAUGGCAUCAAUUCAGUUGCGUACAUUGAUUGAUAAUGUUCUUCAAGACACGUCACGUGAUAUGCGCGAACAGGCUGAUGCUGCUGAAACCUCAUUAGCUAAGAGGUUGGAUGAAGAAGAAGAUGCAAAGGCUAAACUGGAAGAUAACCUGAAAAAGACGUGUGAUGAAAUUGCUACACUAGAGAAGAAUAUUCGUGAUGUGAAGCAAGCGAUCAAAGACAAGGAGAACCCAAUGAAGGUUGCUCAGACAAGAUUGUACCACAGAGCUAACAGGCCAGGAGUUGAGCUUUGUAGAGACCCAGUGCAAUACAAACUUGUUGGUGAGGUCCAGGAAAUUGGUCAGUCUGUUGAUGCACUUAUGCAGAAACUCAACGAUGAUGAAAAUGCACUUAAAAACUUACAGGACACUAGAUUAGCUUUAGAAAAGGAAAUUAACAUCAAGAAGAACUCAAUUUUCAUAGACCGCGACAAGGUGUUGUCUCACAGAACCAGAUACCCAACCUCGACUAAAUUGCAAGGAUACCAAUAGAUUGUUUACUAUAUGUAGCAUAAAACCUUUUCAAUAAUCAGACUUUUUGUGUAAUAUAAUAUCAAAUAAGGUUAUUUUUACUGAAAGGAAAUACAUUUUCAUAUUUUAUUUGGUCUUUUGUACCAAUCAGGGUUACAAGAUUUAUUGUGAUCAUGUGACAGUUAUAGUGAAAUGCACUGUCAAAGUAAUUUACCCAUUUGAUGUUUGUAUAUUUAUGAUUAUAAUUACAUGUUUCUACUUAUAUACGCAACAUUUUGAAUAUCAAUAUCCACUUAUAUUUUGUAGUGCCAUAUAAUGCUCUCAAACAACUUCUGAUCAUGAGAUAAUGUCAGUAUUAAUUUGGAUACUGUUGAUAUAAGUCAUCACUUUCUCUGAUAUAAAGAAUAUUUCAAGUUAAUUUAUGGUAAGUGUAUAAAUGUAAAUAGGCACACGUCCCUUUAUGGCGUAGCAUGUACAGAUACGUAUAAAGCAUGUUCAUGCUCAUUGUUUUAUAUAAACGUAAAAUAAAUGCGAAAUUCUAUAAAAAAUAUAA
This is a messenger RNA of Owenia fusiformis, 2201 nucleotides long. NCBI's taxonomy places the organism in Eukaryota, Metazoa, Annelida, Polychaeta, Sabellida, Oweniidae. The record is from the annotation of a GenBank genome assembly.